GCCCCAGGGAAUUAAACUCGCAAAUAUGGCGACUACGGAAGAACCUAAGCCCUCUUGCUAAAACCGCCUUUUUUAUCUCCUUAAAUUUUCAGUGUAUUUUUUGCUUGAGUUCUUUGCGUCGCAAAUAAGUGAAAAAAUUCAAAUCCAAUCAAGUCUCCGCUUUUUUUCUCUUUUCUGUGCGAGUUAGUUGCAGUAUUAUUGGCUGCUAAUUAAAUUUCCACCGCGCGCGGUCAAGAGAGAGAGGCCGUAGGACUGAGCGAGUUUAGCGCCGGACAGGGUUUCGUCCCUAGAAGGGUCUGCAUGUCGCAGUUCGCAGUCGAGUGGCGUGAGGUCUGCACACCGCGCCGAGACAUGAACACUUCCUACUUCAACCACUCUGGCUACGGGCCUCUGCCCUUCUGGGACAACCUCACCAACCCCACGGCCUUCAACAAUCGCGAUUUCGUCAACCCUUUCCAGGUCGACGAGGAUCGACAGGGGCCAUUGCCGCCGUCAACCCUUGGCUUAGCCACUGGCGCCCUGUUUAUCCUAUCCUGUGGCACUGGAAAGUCACUAAUUAAAUCAAAAUGGAUUGUGUGGACUGUGGCGAUAUUGAGCGUCCUCGUCUUGGCGUUGCCCGUCAUCAGCACCCUGCUCAUCUACAAAAUGCUGGUGAAACUUUGCGUCCGCGGCAAAACCUUGGCAGGCGCCGACGUUCUAUGGGCAGUUGACGCGGACGAGUCGUGCUCCCUGGCCGUGAUCAACGUCCUGGCUGUGGUCUCAGGUGACCUCAGCCUGCAACAAUUGAAGACUGUUGUUGCCGAGAAGCUGGUUCCCUGUCACGAAAAACUGAAGCAUUUGCGACAGUACUCGCCUCUGGGGUACUUUUUCUGGAAGGGCCAACAGAAAUUAAACCUUGACGACUACAUCAAAACCAUCGACUGUGACUUUGACGAGGUGGUCACCGAGGAGGAGUUGAGAGAAACGCUGUCAACCCUGAGCAAUGCUCCACUGCCGCUCAACCACCUUGCCGGCUGGGAAAUCUACCUGGGACCGAAACUCAUGUACAGCGGAAAGAUGCACCGCGCUGUUAUUUUCCGCAUCCAUCACUCGAUGGGCGACGGCCCGGCCCUCUUCAGAGCCCUUUUGUCCACUUUGGCAAACAGCGGUGACAUGCACGUGCUCAGACCCAACCCAGAGACCAUCAAGAAGAUGGUCGAUCGAGUUCAGACGAGGAAUCAAAAUAGUUUCCUAGACAAUAUUGUGACCGUGGGAAGGUCAUUGAAGAGUCAAUUUUUGCUCGCCCCUGACCAAAAUAAGCUCCAUGGGCCCAAACUGACAGGAAAGAAACAGAUUGCCUGGUGCAGUUCACGCCAAUUGAUGGAAGCUGCGAAAUCAAUUCACACUGCAACGGGCGCCUCUUUCAGCGCCGGUCUGCUCGCCUCGUUUUUGGCCGCCGUCGCGAAAUACAGCAAAAAUUCAGACAAAUUAAAAUCGUGCACAGUCGUUAUUCCUGUUCGCAUUCCCACCAAAAACUUCAACCCUGAAGACGUACCUGAGAUGACGAAUUCAUUUUCACUUGCGGUGGUCGGCAACAAAAUCCCAGCGAUGGAAGAAGAGGAUGUCGUGGCGCAGGUGCGGGCCGCUGAGCAGGCCCUGAAAAACGCCACCAAUCCGGCCGUGCUGGUCACCAACAACUUCAUCAUCAAGCUCGUUGGUGACAUCUGCCCUCGGCCACUGGCUGCCGUGGCCUUCGACAGCAAGGAGUGCACGGUUGCGAUGAGCAACAUGCCAGGGCCGCAAAAGAAAAUUUCUCUGUUCGACUUGCCAUUGGAAAAGUUGGUCUUUUGGGUGCCCAACAAGGGAACGACAGGUGUUGGUGCGAGCAUCCUGAGCUACAAUGGAGAAUUAAGCCUUGGUCUUAACAUCGACAACGCUCUCCUCGACCGGCCAGAAGAAGCUCAGAAACUUGCUCUUCUGUGGAAGGAGCAGCUUCUCUUUAUGGCAGACGUGAUCGAAAGCGAACUUUGUAAUUAAUUUGGCAAAUUAUCGAUUUCUGCAACUCUUAGAUAAAUUUUCUACUUAUUAAAAAAAAAUGAGUUUUUAUAUUUCUCGCCAUAAGGAUAAAACUUUAAAAUAAAACUUAAAAAUUAAUGUAGGUUUUAAUUUAAUGUGUUGAUAAAUGCUCAUAUACACUCAGUUUGUCAUGCAUACAAUUUUUUUUUAAUUUUAAAUGCAUCAUGUAAUCAACUUGUAAGUUUUACAUACUCCGUUAUUUAAACUACCAACAGUUGUAAUGUGUGUGACAAAUUGGACUCGUCUUUUUAAUACACGUUUCACCAACAAAUCAUUAUUUUUAUUAUUAUUUUAAUCUCGGUAUAUAAUAAUUUUUUUUAUUAAUAUUCUUAAUAGUUCCUUUUUUGCGUUUUCUUUUUUCAUGAUGAGUAUUUUAUACAUCAGGCUUUUCCUAUAGAUAUACAAUGUCACCCUUGAAGACGAAAAAUAAAAUCUGUUCGCGCAUUUUACACAUUAUAUUGGUAAACAUCAGCAAGAUAUUCAAUCAGUUUCAAAAACUAUAACGUGUAAGUUACUCUCUCUACAUAACUUAACGCAAAGGGGGCUUCCAUUUUUAUGUAACAAUUACUCGUUUCCUAACAGCAACUAAUCCUCAUUUAUAUAUUAUUCUUCUUGAAUAGCAACACUCAAUCAAUCGAACGCAAUCAAAAGUGAAAAUGUUGAUUAUCACAUACUAAAACCUUGCAGGUUUAAUUUACGACUCAACAGGGUGUGUUGAAAUGGUGAUCAGUUUUGCUUUAGAUUAAAUUUGCGGUGAUAUAUAUUUAAUUAAUUAUCAUUGCCCUAAGUUGACCUCAAUUUGAAUGUGCACCAUAUUUAGAGUACGAUAUACUUUUCUUGAUCGGUUUCGUCUCUCUCAUAUUUUUGUUAAUUAAUUAAUUAAUUCUUCCGCCUCCUUUUUACGACGACCACUAAUUAUUACUCGUUGCUUCUUUUAAUGUCACUAAAUAGUUUUUGGUCACGGGAAUAAAACACUCUGCGUAACCACAUGCACAUUUUUUUGGAUAACAUUACACGUAGCUACCGAUUUCCAGUGUUGGUAUUUUGUCCCUUUUUAUAAAAUCAAUCGAAUGA
Neocloeon triangulifer is the source of this 3129-nucleotide messenger RNA. RefSeq lists its product as uncharacterized. The transcript has 7 exons. NCBI's taxonomy places the organism in Eukaryota, Metazoa, Arthropoda, Insecta, Ephemeroptera, Baetidae. Gene Ontology annotation, biological process: triglyceride biosynthetic process. Bases 301 to 2016 code for a protein of 571 amino acids. Gene Ontology annotation, molecular function: diacylglycerol O-acyltransferase activity; long-chain-alcohol O-fatty-acyltransferase activity. Gene Ontology annotation, cellular component: plasma membrane. The record is from RefSeq and is a predicted model, not a curated record.